Pomacea canaliculata is the source of this 1868-nucleotide messenger RNA. RefSeq lists its product as uncharacterized. The record is from RefSeq and is a predicted model, not a curated record. Lineage: Eukaryota; Metazoa; Mollusca; Gastropoda; Architaenioglossa; Ampullariidae. Bases 997 to 1560 code for a protein of 187 amino acids. The transcript is spliced from 2 exons.
UGUGUGAGAGGAGUGUGUUGGCAAGAAAGAAAAGAGGUCAACACCUGUCCGAACUAUUUGGUUGCAUCCAGCUGCUGUUCCUGGAGGUCACUUCCUUGCUGAAGACAGCAUCACCGGUCAAUCUUAGAUGUGGGAAAGGAGGUCGAGACGGAUACAGGCAAUGUUGGUUUAGUCCAAUAUUACCAUAUCACCCACACGACAGGCGUAAUAGUGAGAAAGAAGAGGCGGCUCAGCUUGCGUGCCAGGGAGCAGCUGGUCCGUGUGAGGCAUUGAGACUGCUGUUAAUGCAACUACACAAAGCACAGCUGGUUUGAAUUACUAACCCUCCCAUAGGGCGUCGAGCGAUGGCAAACGAUACUAGACUACAAUCUUAAGUGGAAACGACUGCAAACAAAAUAAAACAAGAGCGCUGUGCCUACAUCGUGAUUUGAGUCACUACGUGGCACAUAAGGAUGCUGGGAGUUGGGGAAAUAAAAAUGCAAAUAUGAAAAGUAUGGAACGAUUUAUAAGCUUAGGAUGGAGAGGUGUACCCUCGCGUGUAUGUUUAUAUGUCUGUGUGUGUGUGCUUUGGAGUGGGAAAGGAUGCUCUCACAUAAGCUAACUAGUAGCAUCACUUGACGGCGUGUAGUCAGGAGCCGGCGACCCCGAGCGGCAAAUGUCAGUGCAUCAUGUCAACCUCAGCAGCUGGCCGUGGGGUCUAGUGGAAAGCCUCUCUUAACGACAGCUAAACGCUGCAGAAGUUCACAAUGGCGUACAGGUCACAUAAGCACGCACAUACAUCUCUGCUCUCCCUUGCACCCUCCCUCAUUCCCAACCCCAUCUCAUACUACCCCCACCGUCUAUCCAGCACCGGGCUGCAAGAGCUUUGGUAUUUCACUUCCAUAAAAGCGCCCCAUACAGCUCUCUUUAUCUCUCCCCUGCAACCCCAUCCCCAACCGUCUGCAAACUUGCGCACAAUCGCCUAAAUCUCAGCUACUGCUACCUAGGGUAGCUUACAUGUUAUGCUUCACCCUUGUCUCCAAUGGCAUCGACAUACGAUGCAAGGGAGACCAGCCAGAGGACCGCUUCCCGCAGCACAAACGUACCAUCGAAAACGGUGAGGGGGUGGAGGUGGAGUGGGGAUGGGGCGGAGUAUUUUCCUUUGGCUCCCUCAUCGUUGGCACUGUCAACAGUGAGGGAACGAUCGGCAAAGGCUGUCCUCGAUACAAAGCCAACGUCACUGAUAGGCGCGUGAACCUGUCCCGGCGCGUAUCUUCUAGUGAUAAACAUGUCCCGAGCCCGUUAAGCGUUUCUGGGCCGUCAGCAAACGUCACAUCUCUGCUGAAGACGAAGCCGUGGGAAAGGCAAGAGGGCGCGAGCUUGGGAGAAAAGAACGAUGUGGUGGACCAUCUCAUUUUCAGUGUCUCCUCUCUUGAAGAGCGGUCAUGGACAAGUAUUUUCGUGAAAACAUUGCCUGCCCCACACAAGGCAGUCGACAGACAAGCAUGGAUGAGUGGUGAUGAUAACCUCCUCGCGCCGGGGGUCGGCAACACGACUACCAGGAAAAAACCUGAAGGAUAGCAGACAGCCGGCUUAUCCCUCACCUGAGCUUCAAAACCAUCCCUCUUCCACCCCCGUCCCCCACCCACACCAUCUCCAACAACCCUCAACGACCACGACGCUUGCUUGCACGGCAUGUUGAGAGAUUCAGAUGGGUAGUGCAGGCCACGCCAGACGCCAGCAAACCUCGCACCUGCUUCAGACUGAUAAUAAAUGUUAUCUGCCAGCAAUUCCUCUUGUUUUAUUUAUUUAUUAUUUUUUGAAGUAGAACUAUCAUCAGAAGACGCUGUCACGAUUAUUCACAAGCAAGCUGACAAAAAAAAAAAAAU